GAGAACAGUGGAAGAAAUGGUGCGAAUGAAGAGAAGGAAGAUAGAAACAAAGAGGAGGAAGACGAAGAAGUGGAAGAAGACGAAGAGGGAGAGGAAGAAGAAGAGAGAGAGGAAAAGGAAGAGGAUGGUACGAAAGGAAAGGAGGAGACAAUGAAAGGAGCCGAUACCAGCACCACAGAGGUGAUCUCAGCAGGCAAUGAAGAGCAGCCGAGUUUAUCUUCUGGUGCGGCAAGAGCAUCGAAUAUAACAAAUACCAACAGCACACAAACAACUGGAGACGAUCAUCCAGCAGCUGAUGGUGCAGAGACAGCAGAGGGAAAACAAAAUGAAAAUAAAGAUGCCAAUCCGAAAGAAACACCAGUGACGGCCGCAGCCAUGAAAAAUACAACGGCAACGACUGGCGACAGUGACGGCAGCACCGCGGUCUCCCACACCACCUCCCCUCUUUUGCUUCUUCUUCUUGUUGUUGCGUGUGCGGCUGCUGCUGCGGUGGUGGCCGCGUGA
Trypanosoma cruzi is the source of this 504-nucleotide messenger RNA. Its product is annotated as mucin-associated surface protein (MASP), putative. The transcript has a single exon. The annotation marks the transcript as partial. The record is from RefSeq and is a predicted model, not a curated record. Lineage: Eukaryota; Euglenozoa; Kinetoplastea; Trypanosomatida; Trypanosomatidae.